This is a messenger RNA of Equus caballus (horse), 2644 nucleotides long. Its product is annotated as myeloid cell surface antigen CD33. Gene Ontology annotation, cellular component: plasma membrane. Gene Ontology annotation, molecular function: sialic acid binding. Lineage: Eukaryota; Metazoa; Chordata; Mammalia; Perissodactyla; Equidae. The record is from RefSeq and is a predicted model, not a curated record. Gene Ontology annotation, biological process: cell adhesion.
CUAUAUGAUUCCACUUAUAUGAAGUAUCUAAAAUAAUCAAAUUCCUAGAGAGAAAAUGGGACAGUGGUUGCUGGGGGGUGGGAGGUAGAGAGAAUUGGAAGUUCUUGUUUAAUGGAAUAGAGUUUCAAGGUGUUGUUUGGUAUUUUUUUUUACUAUGUUUCAAAAAAAUACCAUACUUGUAUUUUAGAAAAUACCGAGUAUUCUUCCAGGACACACAGCAGACUCCCCAGUGGCUGCAGCUCUGAAGCCCAACAAGACUGAGUGUUUGGGGAGGAAGUGACUCCACUGGGUGGGGAGCAUCUCGUGGGCAUGGAGCACGUUGGUCGUCUCCCUUCUUGUCUCCAAUCUCCUCAACACAGAGACGCUCACUAAGUGUUUGGGGAAUGAAUGAAGGAAGGAAGGAAUGAUUUCCUGCUGCCUUCACCUCACCUAGAACCCCCUUCUUUUUCUCUGCACCAGAUGCUCACACAGACCCUAAAGAGUUCUAUCACUGGCAGGACCAUCCACGCGAGGUCUAGAUGAGGCUGUACCUUCUGGGGCCAGGCAGGUGUAGACAACAGGGUUCAGAAAAGCACCCCAGAUGGGAGACCCUUAGAGACUCACCAUCUCCCACUCCUCAGAUGUCCUCAGAGGUCCUGCCCCAAGCUCCAGUGCUGGAUGGAAACCCCAAGAUGGGGACAGAAAAUGGGGUCUGCUCCUGUCUGCUCCCCUCUGGGAGGGUCUCAGGGUCUCUGAGUCGUGGGGUGUGCAGAGAGGGGACGAGCUCUGGUCUACAGUUCCUCUUCUGGGAUGGACCAUGGUCACGUGCUCCUCCCCAGCUUCCUGCAACUCCCCUCCCACUCUCCUUCCCCUUCUCUCUUCAGACACAGGACAAACGCCCAGAACAUUCCAUCUCAGAGAUGCUGCCACUGCUGCUGCCCCUGCUGUGGGCAGCUGAGUGGGCAGAAGGAGUGGGUUGGGCAGGGGCUGUUGCUGACCCUCCUUUUCUUGCAGAGUCCUUGGCUGAGAGUGAAAUAUUCGGGCUGCAAGUGCAGGAGUCAGUGACGGUGCAGGAGGGUCUGUGUGUCCGAGUGCCCUGCACUGUCUUCUACCCACAGGAUGGCUGGAAUGACUCUACCCCAGCUCAUGGCUACUGGUUCCGGGAAGGGGCAAAUCCAUACCAGGAUGCUCCUGUGGCCACAAACAACCCAGAUUGUGAAGUGCGGGAGGAGACCCAGGGCCGAUUCCACCUCCUCGGGGACCCUCGGACCUACAACUGCUCCCUGGACAUCAGAGACGCCACCAGGAGGGACAAUGGGAAAUACUUUUUUCGGGUAGAGAGAGGAAGAAUGAAAUGGAAUUAUGAAUCUAACCAUCUCUCUGUGCAUGUGAUGGCCCUGACCCGCACACCUGACAUUCUCAUCCCGGGGACCCUGGAAUCUGGCAGCUACAGGGACCUGACCUGCUCUGUGCCCUGGGCCUGUGAGCGGGGCACACCCCCCAUCUUCUCCUGGACAUCAGCUGCCCUCACCUCCCCGGGCCCCAGGACCCACCUCUCCUCGGUGCUCACCCUCACCCCACGGCCCCAGGACCACGGUGCCAACCUCACCUGUCAGGUGAAUUUCCCUGCAGCUGGUGUGACUGUGGAAAGGACCAUCCAGCUCAACGUCACCUACUUCUCCACCCCCCUCGGCUCCACAAGGAGAACAGGACAGCACUCACAUGGCAGAGCCCGCCUCUCAAGACUCCUCUUCUGCAGUCUCCCGAUGACUCCUCCAGCCUUCUCUUUUUAUUUUCCCCUAAGAGGUUGUAAGUUACGUGUUUUUGUACAGGUAAUAUAUUCACCUGGGCAAAACUUCAAAAGGCACAGCAGAGUCUGUCCUCAGAUGCCCAGCCCCCUCCCAGGAAGUGACCAUGGUCCAUGGGCUUCUCUGAGCCUUGGUUUGUUCACCUAAAGAAUAUUAGGGGUCCUUUGAUGUCAGCAGUACAGACUGUCCUCGCUCCUCCCUGUAACUGUGGAGUGUUCCACGGCCUGGAUGGAUACUGACUCUGUGCACAUCUUCUACUAAUGGAAAAAUCAUGGCAUUAAGUUCUUCUACCAACAGAAAUGCUGCAAUCAGUAAUCUUGUAUCUCCUUUCAGACUUGUGUUUGUAUUUAUGACUGCAGAAUACGUUUUUAAAAGCAAAAUGGCUGGAUCAUAUGCUCUUUCUAUAUUGAGAAAUAUUGCCAAGUUUUUCUCCAUCAAAAGUGGACAAGUUUACGUUCCCAACAUCGGAGCUGAAAGUGUGUGUUUUCUGCGAACCAGCAUGGGGUGAAACCUUUUGACUUUUGCCAGUAACAGGUGAAAGUCAGUUGCUCUAUAUAAAUUUUUUUUUAAAUUCACACAUUAUUUUAUUAUUGAGGAAAAACUCACUAAAAAUAUAAUCACUAUUAGAGCCAUUUUCAAGUGUCUAAUAGGUGCCUUUUAGUAUAUUCAUAAUGAUGUCCAACCAUCACCACCGUCUAGUUCCAUCAACCCAACAUUUUCAUCACCACAAAGAGAAACCCUGUGCCUGUGAAGCAGUCACUUUCCAUUCUCCCCUCCCCUGGCCCCUGCAACCUCUAAUCUGCUUUCUGUCUCCAUGGAUUUGCCUAUUCUACAUAUUUCAUAUAAAUAGAAUCGAA